UACGGCAAAAAGGCGGGCAUUUCGCAAUUUCCCAGGUGGUUUGAACCAGUUCGAAGCAGUUCCUCACAAAUCGAAAUUAUUGAAUCCAUGUCAAUCCUUUGAAUUUUCAUGAUAAAAUUUUAGUCAAAACAGAUAUUCUAUCGACAAGGAACUGGUUUAAAGUUUAAGCAAUUUCUUUUUGUUUUUCCUAUUCGCUACGAUGAAUACAAACAAGCCGCAACCUGUGGCUACGUUUAAGGUAAGUUUGAGGAUGAUUCCUCGAAGUUCAUUUGACAUAUAAGGUAUCGUUUUGAACAUUUCUUAUGUUUUAAAAUAGUUGGUACUCGUUGGAGAUGGCGGUACGGGUAAAACGACGUUUGUGAAGCGACACAUGACUGGCGAAUUUGAAAAGAAAUACGUUGGUACGUUGGGUAAAAUUUAAAUCCAAAUGAAAUACUGGUUCAGUGGACACGAGUUAUAAAACAUAAAUACCCAUAAUUAUUGUAGUGAGCGAACUAAAAAGAAAGUACAGUUUUCAUGGUUUUAAAUAUCAUGCCAAACGUACAUUUAAUAGCCGUUUAAUAGGUUUGAAGAAAUUUAUUUUCAAAACCUAGCUAGCAUCAGCAUAUUGCAUUUUUGGCAAUGGCAGCACAUUUAUGUCAUAUGGCAGUUAUGCAUGCAUGAUUCAAUCUUCCUGUUGCCUUCCCCCCCCCCCUCGAACAGGCCCUAGGGAAGUGUACACCAACACGGGGACACCUCCCCGGGAGUGAGGAAAUAUUUUGUUGAACGUCCGGGGCCAGACUGUAAAGUUUUCAGAAAUUUUGACUGAAUUUCUGUCCGCAUAUUUUCAAUAAAAAUCGUACAAAAUCUGCAUAUUUUUAUGAACUAAUGAUUUAUUUUGUCUCGUAUGUUUUUGGCCUUGCAAAAAGAGGCAGAGAAAACUCUGAAAAUGAUGCCAAGUAUGUAGUGCUGUGCGCCGGAGUUCUGCCACCGGAGCUCCGGCGGUUUUUCCGGAGCCGGAGCAGAAUUUUGUAUGCCGGAGCCGGAGUUACAUUUUUCCAACUCCGGCAAAAUGACAAGAAAACAAUUGAAAUGAGACAAAUGUCAAACGAUUGUUAGUUACUGCAAACUGCCAAUUGCUGUUAAUGAAUUCAUCAUAGACUCAAACUGCCACAGCCCAUAGGAACAGCAUCGAAAAGCUGUAAUACGAUCACAACUUACAAACGUCGUGCUUUCGCGAAGCCAUCUGACUUCGCUACAUAGUCUGUGUAUUCAUGCCUUGUAGAUAACGAAAAAGUACAAAACAAAUAAAUAUCAACCUUUUGAAAAUUACAGAGUACUUUGUUUGCAUGCAAACAAUUGCGCUGUGGAGUCUGAGAGUGUUAGCGUCAUGCCUCGCGUCAUGCUAUAUAAAAAUUGCAACACUGUCAAAAAAUUUUCGAGGCUGGUUUCCAUAUAGAUAUUUUCUGCGUGGUUAAGUGUUUUCACUGUUUUGUUUCCUGAGUUAUGUUAUCUGAUAAUUAGGAAGUGCGAAAACGGUUAUUCAUUAUAAUAUUAAUAAAUGUUCUCUGAUCGUAAAACAUUUAUUUAAUAUUUUAUGAUGUGGCCGGAGCUCAGAGCUAUAAUUCGGCCGGAGCCGGAGAUGAAAAACCGGAGUUUGCACAGCACUACAAGCAUGGUGGCACCUUGUGGAAGUUAUGCAGCCAUUCUCAAAUGUUCCCCGUGCGAAAAUAAUACUUUACAGCCUGGCCCAGGGGUGUCGAUGGAGUGUGGUUGUAGGGAAUACAAAUGUUGCUUUAACAUUGUUUGUCAAAAUGUUAGAGCAAUGUGUAUAAAACAUGACUAAUAAGGAGAAUAGAUCAUUCCAGAAAACAUCCAUACCACCCCCACAGAGGAAAUUAACCCCCUCCCCUACCCCCUAUUUACUAUUAUCAGAAACAAUUUUUUCUCCCCUCCCCCUCUGGACGGUAGAAAUUUCCUCCGUGGGGGAGUAUGGAUCUUUUCUGGAAUGACCCAAUAUAAGAAAAAUACAACUCAUAUGAUUAACUUUUCCCUUUCCUGAUUAACCCAUUCAGUGGCAGCACUCUCCACUUGACGUUAGUAAAGUCGUCUGGCAGUAGACAGUAAAAUAAUAAAGUAGGGUGCAUUGCCACUUAAAGGGUUAAUCAGUUUGCCAAUAUUUUCUUGAUUUCCAUCAUAUUCUUAUUUCUUUGCUUGUAGCAACCCUUGGUGUUGAGGUCCAUCCUCUUGAUUUUUACACGAACCGAGGGCUCAUCAGAUUCAACGUCUGGGACACAGCAGGCCAGGAAAAGUUUGGUGGGUUGCGCGACGGUUAUUAUAUCCAAGGGCAAUGCGGAAUAAUCAUGUUUGAUGUCACAUCGAGAGUUACCUAUAAGAAUGUCCCUAACUGGCACAGAGAUUUAGAAAGAGUCUGUCAAUGCAUUCCCAUUGUAUUAUGUGGAAAUAAAACUGAUGUCAAAGACCGAAAAGUCAAAGCAAAAGCUAUUACUUUCCAUAGAAAAAAGAACCUUCAGGUAUAUUUGAGCUUGGAUAGAUUUGUAUAGAGCUGCAAAUAAUUUUUCAUACUACUUUUUAUAGAAAUUUGGAGGAAAUUAUACCAACCUUGUUUCCUUGUUUUCUAGUACUACGACAUCAGCGCAAAAAGUAACUACAACUUUGAGAAACCAUUCUUGUGGCUAGCUCGAAAACUCACAGGUGACCCUAACCUAGAGUUCACAGAAAUGCCUGCACUCUUACCACCCGAGAUUGUCAUGGAUGCCUCACAAAAACAACAAAUUGAAGCCGAUUUGAUUGAGGCACAGAAGACUGCCCUUCCCGAUGAUGAUGACGACAUAUAAACAUUUAAUAAACACUAUCAGAUAUUUAUAUGGCACUGCAUAACAUAGUGAAGAAUGUACUAGGUAGUACAAAGUGUUAUAUAGUAAUGCAAUGAUAUUUGUAUUGCUUAGUGAACAUCGUUAAUGUAAUUAAUAAAAUAUGAAAAUACAAGUUUUUUAAAGUUCGGUGGAACUCAUUUGUACCUUUCUGGUAAUUUAAAUAUCCACAUUUCAAUGUGUGAGCUAAUGUAAUUUGUGCUCAGGGAGUCGAAGAAUUUGGUAAAUGCUUCUAUAGUGCAAGGACAUAUUAUGUAAGGGGUGUUUAAAGAUGCUGUAAAGC
Paramuricea clavata is the source of this 3156-nucleotide messenger RNA. The record is from the annotation of a GenBank genome assembly. Lineage: Eukaryota; Metazoa; Cnidaria; Anthozoa; Malacalcyonacea; Plexauridae.